AUGAAGACCAAAUACGAAUGGGGCCGAAUGGUAAUUAAAGACAAACGAAUGAACAAGCCACAGAAAGAGAACAAAUCCUUGAAAAGUGUUUUGGAAACUACAGAAGUAGAUUCACUAGUUGAAGCAGCAGAGAUAAUUGAGUAUGACUUUUCGCAGAAUACAUCAAUAAAAGCACUCACACAAAUAGAAGGAAAGGAAGGAAUUAAAAUACCGCAGAAGCCAAAAGAGACACUAGACAGAGAAGAGUACAAAAAUGAAGAAAGAAAGGCAUUUAAUGAGUGGAAACUAAACAUGAAUGCACUGCUGAACACAAAAGGAUCGAUCACACCGUACGAGAGAAAUAUUAAUGUAUGGAGACAGCUUUGGUUCACAGUAGAGCAGAAUGAUCUGAUUGUGCAAAUUGUUGAUGCAAGGAAUCCUUUGCUAUUUUACACAGAAGACAUUCUUAAAAUUGCGCCAACCAAGAGGCACUUCCUGCUUCUCAACAAAUCUGAUCUUCUAACAGAGAAGCAGAAAAGCGAAUGGAGUGCAUACUUUACAGACAGAAGGAUGGAGCACUUCUUUUAUUCAGCAGUGGAAGAUAAUUCAGACGAGCUGCUUAAGGCAUGGGAUGCAAUGAUAAAGGACGGAGUGAAGACCAUAGGAAUGAUUGGGUACCCGAAUGUAGGUAAAAGUUCUACAAUUAACUCGCUAUUCAAGAAGCAAGUGGUAAAGACAAGCAUUGUACCAGGAAAGACAAAAAAUGUGCAGACCUUGCAGCUGGAGAACAUGGUCAUUUGUGACUGCCCAGGGCUUGUGUUCCCUACUUUUGUAGCGCAGAAGCAAGAUCUGCUUUUAAACGGAAUUCUAUCGCUUGAUCACACAAGAGACAUAAGAGACUGUUUGCAGCUAAUAGUUGAGAGAAUAGGGAUAAGAAGGCUAUGCUACCUGACAAAGGUCAUUGAAUUUGUGAAUGACUCAAGAAGAACAAUUGAAGAGAACUAUUUGCACUACCUCAAAAAAGCAACAGGAUGCGCAGAGGAAGGAAAACUCAUAAAGAUGGUUAUAAAGGAGUAUAUAAAGGGGACCAUUCGUUAUGUCCACCCAGUCCCAGGAAUGGACCCAUUUUCAUUUAAUGAAAAUAAUCACAGAGUACCUGACAGUUAUGUCAUAAAUUCAGCACUAGACCACUCCUGGUACAAGGACAAAAAACAAGAGCAGAUAAAGGAAGAGGCAACUGAGAAGCUAAAGAAAGAUCUUUUAUACACAAAGAAGCACUAUUUAAAGAAAGGUCUUGAAAGAGUCUUCAAAACAAAAAGAUAG
This is a messenger RNA of Nematocida ausubeli, 1302 nucleotides long. RefSeq lists its product as uncharacterized. The coding region runs from base 1 to 1302 and encodes 433 amino acids. Gene Ontology annotation, biological process: ribosomal subunit export from nucleus. Gene Ontology annotation, molecular function: GTP binding; GTPase activity. The transcript has a single exon. Lineage: Eukaryota; Fungi; Microsporidia. The record is from RefSeq and is a predicted model, not a curated record. Gene Ontology annotation, cellular component: cytosol.